Molecule: messenger RNA, 2334 nt
Organism: Mesorhabditis spiculigera
Lineage: Eukaryota; Metazoa; Nematoda; Chromadorea; Rhabditida; Rhabditidae
Source: the annotation of a GenBank genome assembly
AUGGCGUCGACUUCCCGAGAGUUUCGGGAGGGCGACCUCGUCUGGGCCAAGAUGAAGGGCUACCCACCAUGGCCGGCCAAGGUACUCCCGUUCGACUUUGACGCCGUGAUGCCCGGGCGCCUAAAAGUGCUCUUCUUCGGCACGAAGGAGACGGCGUUCCUCAAGACCAACGAGCUGUACGACUACAAGGAGUUCCGCGGCCAGUUCGAGAUCCCGAGGAAGCACAAGGACUUCAAAGAGGCCGUCGAAGAGGUGCGGAUCGAGGCCGGAUUUGCCGUGCCGACCAUCGGCAAGCACGAGGUGAAAAUCGAGCCCGAGGACCCGGCGGUGCCCUCCACUUCUACGGGUCGGAAACGUCUCAACUCUUCCAAACUGUUUUUUGACGCGUUCGUCGGCGAGCAGCAACGGAAACGGGCGCUCAGCGAUGGGAGCUCGAGCAGUAAAAAGACCCGAUCUCGUACGGACAGCGUCGCCUCGUUCCUGAAACAUUUGAGAAAGAAACGACGACUCGGGAGUGAAAGCUCUGGGGGCAGCAAGCAGAAGCAGCUGAUGAUUUCCGGUGGUUUUAACGAGAAGGAUAUACUGGAGAAUUAUUUGGCGCCGCUCAACGAGCUGCCGAUACUCGAGGGCGAGCUGGGCUUCAGCGAGGUCGACACGAAAAGCAAGAAAUCUGGGAGGUCUCGCUGCUCGUCCAACUUCAUCACCGAGCUCUCGUUAACGAUAGCCAGGCAACGCCAGGAUAGCGGAUCGAAUAAUGGCCGGAAUCGAACUCGCACAAUUUCCGGCAUCUCCGAAAUCUACGAGGACAUUCUGGGUGGGAAUUCCAAGUUUUUACCCGAAGCCUUCCUCGACAUGGUCAACGAGUAUUCAUCGGGGGAAGAGGACGGCCCUGCAACCCCGGAGGGCCCCUCCCAAAUGCCGACCAUCCAGAAGCGGUGCUCGGACUGUGACUGCGCCUGUGCCCUUUAUGGCGUCAAGUGGAGAUGCACGAACAAGGGCUGCCUAAAGUGGAACGGUAUCGCCGAGGGCUACCUAACUGAUGUGAACGGCUCGUCGACGACGACGACGACGGGCCGGACGACACGAGGGCGAUUAAAUUCGGGGCGUGUCGAUGAUGAAGCCAUGCGCGCCGCCCAAGCGAUAAUGUCCCCGGCGAGUCGUCGAUCGAGCGAGAGCACGACAAGCGCCUUGUUACAUAAAUGGAAAAAACCAAAGCCGAAAAAGUCGACGGCUUUAACGCUGGACAACCUCGAUGCGCAGAUACCGCAGUCGCCGGAGAAGUCGUCGAUGGUCAAUGUGAAGCUCGAGCCUGACGACAUCAAGCCGACGCUGUCGAAACGAGGGCGCUCCCCGAUCAAGAGCAAGAACCGCGACUACUACCCGCACGCACGAAUAAAACAGGAAGAGCCGACCACCGGGCGAGGGCGAGAAAAUAGAAGAAAAGUUGAUCGCCUGAGCCCCGAGCGCAACAGCCCGAAUGCGAAGCGACCGCCCGGGAGACCGUCGACAAAACCCAAGCCCGAUCCCACCCAGCAGCUGCCCGUUAAAAUUAAAACAUACAAAGUGGAAAAGACGCCGCCGAUUGGGCCGAGCGGGGCCCGUGAAUGCAUCUUCUGCAAGGGGCAGGUCAGGCCGCAGAUGUGUGGCGGCAGCAAGCAUCGGUGGCGAUGCGUCGACAAGAAAUGCCGAAAGUGGUACGGCUGGGUGCGGGCGAACGAGGUCGUGCCCGAGGUGUACGGCAAGAAGCGGAACGUCGACGACAAGGACGGCAGUGCUGACGAUGGGAAACGAGAUCCGGAUGAUCCAUCGCACAACAACCGCCAAAAUCACACGAAAGAGUUCGCGAUGAAGAUCCGCCUCCGCAACUCCAUGAAAAAGGGCAUGAUCUUCAAGGACGAGGCGGCGCGGAUACAGCGGAAAUACGCGAAGAAACGCGGCGACGCCGACGCCGAGUUCUUCUACAGGAGAGAUCCCCCGUCCCCACUCACCGAACGCCAGAUGGGCUACCACGCAUCGUCGAUGGAGCGUCGCUCGCGCUGGUGGACCGGGGAGAAGCGGAAGGCGGAUGCGAGUCCUGUCAGGGCAUUUAAAACCGGCGUCAACGACGUGGCGGCCACAUUCCGGAUCAUGGCGCAUGCGAUGCGCUCGGCGGCCGUGACGCGCGCCGACGAGCCGGGCACGGUCGCCGGCACGCUCGACCUGCUGAUGGACUCGCUGAUCGCGUCGUUCCCCGCCCUCUUCAGCCUGCUGCAGAAAUUGCCAAAGAUGAAACAAGACGACGCGGUGAUGCAAAAAAUCUGGAACGCCUCCGCCGUCCACACGCCAAUUUUCCAA